Dufourea novaeangliae is the source of this 2507-nucleotide messenger RNA. RefSeq names its product zinc finger protein 2 homolog. The transcript has 12 exons. Gene Ontology annotation, cellular component: nucleus. Gene Ontology annotation, biological process: regulation of transcription by RNA polymerase II. Gene Ontology annotation, molecular function: DNA-binding transcription factor activity, RNA polymerase II-specific; RNA polymerase II transcription regulatory region sequence-specific DNA binding. The record is from RefSeq and is a predicted model, not a curated record. NCBI's taxonomy places the organism in Eukaryota, Metazoa, Arthropoda, Insecta, Hymenoptera, Halictidae.
GGCGAAGCUAACAUUAAAUACACGUCCAGGUUCCGAAAAGUGGCAACGAUUUUAUCGCGUGGUUUUCGUGGUGCUUUCAUUGCGACUGAUCCAGACUAAUUGCGAAUCGCGACCAACAUCCAAAUCUGUCAUGAGGGCCUAAAUGGCGUUGGUAUCAAGACUCGUCUGUCGUUUAGCUCGCUGCCAAUCGUUCGAACAGAGAAACGAAAAUUUCAAUUGCCGAAAAGAUGACUGCUGAUUUAGAGAAAGAUAACACACACUGUUUAAUAUGUAACAGUAAAGUUGGCGUAUCUACUAGAAAUAGUAUACGUAUAUUUAAUGAGAAUUCUUUUACAUCGUCAGAGAAGCCACUUAUAGAUAUCAUUUGUACUAUCUUAGAAACAGAUCUGAAUGAAGAAAAUGUACAUUCUGUUGUUGUGUGUAAAAAAUGCUAUAAAUUAUUUAAUGAGGUUGAUGAAUUAGAAAGUAGGUUGACAGAGGUGAAACUAGAACUCUUUAACAAUUAUAAAAAAACUAUAAAGAAAAUAUCUGAUAUGCAAUAUGAAGAGGAAUAUAAUGAUCAUGAUUAUGUAGAGAAUAUAGAAAGUCAAAGCACAGAUAUGGAAAUGAAGUAUGCAGAGAAAGAAGUAAGUAUCAUAUAAUUAGAUGACAAAAGCAAUGAUGACCAAGAAAUUCAAGAAGGGGAAGGAGAGGAAGAAAGAUUGGAGGAGGAAGAAGAAGAAGAAGAAGAAGAGGAACCCUCUUGUGAAUCAGAAGAGAUUAUUCUUAAAAUUGAACCAAUGCCUGAAACAAGUAAUACUGAAGAAAAAAGAAGGAUAAAACGAUCAAAAGUUCCAGCCAAAAUUGAAGUUAUACAAGAACAACUUGUAACUAGAGAUGGUUCUAUAUAUACUUGUUUAUUAUGUACAAUUGAAGAAGAUAAAGCUGUUGGGGAUGCAAAGACGAUUAUUGCACAUAUGAGGAGUGUACAUGAAACUCGUUUAUACAUCUGUGACAUAUGCGGAGACGAUUUUAGAAAGAGGAAUGAGCUGUCUCUUCAUCUCGAUGAUCACGUUGCUAAGGAAGAUGGUGAUUUUCAGUGUGAAAUAUGUAACAGAAUAUUUAGUAAUCUACGUUUGUUUAGGAUUCAUAAACGAAUACAUUAUCCGCAAGUGAAAUCUUGGCCAUGUGAUACUUGCGGUAAAAGAUAUAGCUCUAGGAACUUAUUGGAGGAACACAUCAACACACAUACAGGAGUACGUCCUUAUGUAUGUGAGAAUUGUGGCAAAGACUUUGCUUCCAAAUACACGUACAAAGCACAUAUAAAAACACAUGAAAUUCGACCUCGUCCUUAUGAAUGUUCGCAAUGUAGUAAAUCAUUUUUGAGCCAGCAAAAUCUGAAUCAGCAUGAAAGAACUCACAAUGGUGUAAAGGAAUAUAUUUGCCAUCAAUGUGGAAAAGCGUUUGGCUCACCACAUAAUUUAGAGGUUCACAAUAUAGUACACACCGGUUAUAAACCAUACAUAUGCAGAAUGUGUGGCAAAGCGUUUGCUCGUAAAGCUGAAAUAAGAGAUCAUGAAAGGACACACACUGGAGAGAAACCAUACCAAUGUGAAUUUUGUGGAGCAACAUUUAGUCAAAGGUCGAAUUUACAAUCUCAUAAACGUGCAACGCAUUACAAUGAUAAACGGUACAAAUGUGACGACUGUGGAAAAGGAUUUAAGCGACGAAGAUUGUUAGACUACCAUAUAAAAGCGGCGCACACUGGUGAAAGACCGUACAAAUGCGAAAUAUGCACAGCAACGUUCGUUUAUCCUGAACAUUUUAAAAAGCAUAUGCGCAUACAUACAGGAGAAAAACCAUACCUCUGUGAGGUUUGUGGUAAAGCAUUUAAUAGUAGAGACAAUAGGAAUGCACAUCGAUUCAUACAUAGUGACAAGAAGCCGUAUGAAUGUUUAGUGUGUGGUAUGGGUUUUAUGAGAAAACCGUUGUUGUACGCUCAUAUGCAAACUCAGGGCCACUUGAAUGAUACCAUUGUAGUUAAUCAACCACGGCUCACUACUGAAGACGACCAAGUUAUAACAAUUCCCGAGGGUAAUGUGGAACUGCUAAUGGAUGAAACUGAAAAUGAUCAGUUAGAGGAGACCGAAUUGUAUGUAACAGACUUAAAAGACCACGUUAUUAUACAGGAACAAAAUGAGGAUCAGAUUUAUAACGAAGAAGAUGUAUUAAACAUUUCUGCCGAGGAAAAUGUAGCGGACGAAGAAGUUGGUCAUCUCGUUGAUGGAGAGAUGAAUUUUGUGGAAAACGAAGGAAUCGAGUGUAAAGAGGAAGAUACAGAGCAAGUGGAGGAAGUGUAUAAUUAUAACGAAAGCGAAGACGGAGAAACAAUUGUUGUACCAGCUACCUCAGAGUACAAAGAAGUGGACGGAGAUGAGAAGAAUGCGGUUCGAUUAGUCCAGAUUCGAUUCCCAACGUCAGUCGCCGCUGAAGGUCGAAGUUGGUUAAGUUUAGUACAAAAUACGUGA